AGCAUCACCCUCGGCAAUACUCCUUGUACAUGCUGCCACUGUCGCUCCACUCCAAUCGAGUGGCGUCGACGUUCAUCCGCAGCCAUGUGAUACGGAAUCGCAUUUGGACGCGCCGUGCCCAUCUCAGAACCCUCACGACUCUGGCCAUUGAGACUUCCUGUGAUGAUACUUCGGUAGCCAUCCUGUCCUCAUCAGAACAAGACGGGACUCAAGUUCAUUUCCACGAAAAGAUCACAGCGAACAAUGACGCCUAUAAUGGCAUACAUCCGUUGGUGGCACUUCACUCCCAUCGAGCCAAUCUGGCGCCACUCAUACAAAAAGCCCUGAAGCAGUGCCCUUCCCAGAUUGACUUCAUUUCCGCCACCAGAGGCCCAGGCAUGCGAUCAAACCUCGCUGUAGGCCUCGAUACUGCCAAAGGCCUGGCUCUGGGACUGAAUAUCCCAUUCCUUGGAGUGCAUCACAUGCAGGCACAUGCUCUCACCCCAAGACUUGUGCUUGCUAUGAACGCCCCCCCUUCAAGUGUCGAUGAUGUAGUACAGCCCGCCUUUCCCUUCCUCACAGUGCUCGUCAGUGGAGGCCAUACCAUGCUCAUUGACUCUGCCGGCUUGACAGACCAUUCCAUUCUCGCGGAAACAUGCGACAUUGCGCUGGGGGAUUGUCUGGAUAAAGCUGCUCGGGCGAUCCUACCUCGUGAUCUCCUCCAAGCCCCCUAUGGCAAAGCGCUGGAAGACUUUGCUUUCCCGCAGGCGCCAUUGGACUACGACUAUACGGCACCGACACGCCGAAAAGAAGAACUGGAGUACCGACAAACUCGCUGGUAUUGGGGUCUCAAGCCGGUGUUCGCUGACAGCAAGGGUGGUAUGAAAACAUCCCGCCGAAUGGCCUACUCUUUCGCUGGUCUUCUAUCAGCAGUCGAACGCCUGCUCCAUCGCAAGACCGCUCCUGAUGGCCAUCUGACAGACGAGCAACGUAAGCAGGAAGAAAUCUCAGUUGACGAACGGCGUGAUCUGGCCAGAGAGAUUCAGCGCGUGGCUUUCGAGCAUCUGGCUUCAAGGGUGCUGUUACACCUCUCAUCUAUGUCCAGUGUCGCGUCGAUCAACACCAUGGUCGUGUCAGGAGGCGUAGCAUCUAAUCAUUAUCUUCGGCACAUCAUGCGUUCCAUGCUUGAUGCUCGAGGGUAUACUCACAUCAAGUUGGAGUUUCCUCCCGUCGAAUUAUGCACUGAUAAUGCACUAAUGAUCGCCUGGACGGGAUUGGAAAUGUGGCGAGCUGGGUACAGGUCGGACUUGGACAUUGAACCCAUCAGGAAGUGGAGCAUGGACCCGAAAGCUGAGGAUGGAGGAAUACUGGGAGUGGGAGGGUGGAGACAUGAUGGGCAAAGCUGAAUACAGCACAAUUUCAAGUUCAACCAUGUACUUCUAGAAUCCCGCAAGCAGGCAGGCUUUGUGUGACGAUGAUAAUAUUUGUUGUGGAAGGCCACAUGCCUACCACUUUAGCAGAGCGAAGGCUUGUUGCUUGCUUCUGCUUCCAGAUGCCCUUUCAGCUAACAUACCAAGGUUCGACUUGCAUCAUCAUAGCGGUUAGUCCAGUGUUGACUGACCGGUCGUGGGGUGGUAUACGGUCGCAAAGGAGUUGACAUUACGACUGUCGCUAGACAUGGCGAAGAUGUUGAUGUCUCACAUGCCAGGAAGAUGAGGUGCGACGUGUUGCAAGUGGGAAGAAAGAGAAGAAGAAAGGAAGAGCAGGCCAAGUCUAGUGUCACCAACGUUGGUUCCAUGGGCGCACC
This is a messenger RNA of Sphaerulina musiva SO2202, 1786 nucleotides long. Its product is annotated as peptidase M22, glycoprotease. The transcript has a single exon. Gene Ontology annotation, cellular component: mitochondrion. Gene Ontology annotation, biological process: mitochondrial tRNA threonylcarbamoyladenosine modification. NCBI's taxonomy places the organism in Eukaryota, Fungi, Ascomycota, Dothideomycetes, Mycosphaerellales, Mycosphaerellaceae. The coding region runs from base 30 to 1385 and encodes 451 amino acids. The record is from RefSeq and is a predicted model, not a curated record.